Messenger RNA from Odobenus rosmarus divergens (Pacific walrus), 3233 nucleotides. RefSeq names its product RAB11A, member RAS oncogene family (gene RAB11A). Gene Ontology annotation, biological process: exocytosis; neurotransmitter receptor transport, endosome to postsynaptic membrane; melanosome transport. NCBI's taxonomy places the organism in Eukaryota, Metazoa, Chordata, Mammalia, Carnivora, Odobenidae. Gene Ontology annotation, molecular function: GTP binding; GTPase activity. Gene Ontology annotation, cellular component: axon; postsynaptic recycling endosome; transport vesicle. Bases 123 to 584 code for a protein of 153 amino acids. The transcript is spliced from 5 exons. The record is from RefSeq and is a predicted model, not a curated record.
AGGGAGGGGUUCUUUACCCGGUCGGCCAGCUGAAGCUCGGCUCUCGGGUUACCCCUGCAGCGACGCCCCCUGGUCCCACCGAUACCACUGCUGCUCCCGCCCCUUCGCUCCUUGGCCGCGCAAUGGGCACCCGCGACGACGAGUACGACUAUCUCUUCAAAGUUGUCCUUAUUGGAGAUUCUGGUGUUGGAAAGAGUAAUCUCUUAUCUCGAUUUACUCGAAAUGAGUUUAAUCUUGAAAGUAAGAGCACCAUUGGAGUAGAGUUUGCAACCAGAAGCAUCCAGGUUGAUGGGAAAACAAUAAAGGCACAGAUAUGGGACACGGCAGGGCAGGAGCGAUACCGAGCUAUAACAUCAGCAUACUAUCGUGGAGCUGUAGGUGCCUUAUUGGUGUAUGACAUUGCUAAACAUCUCACAUAUGAAAAUGUAGAACGAUGGCUGAAAGAACUGAGAGAUCACGCUGAUAGUAACAUUGUUAUCAUGCUUGUGGGCAAUAAGAGUGAUUUGCGUCAUCUCAGGGCAGUUCCUACAGAUGAAGCAAGAGCUUUUGCAGAAAAGAAUGAAGCAAAUGUCAGACAGACGUGAAAAUGACAUGUCUCCAAGCAACAAUGUGGUUCCUAUUCAUGUUCCACCAACCACUGAAAACAAGCCAAAGGUGCAGUGCUGUCAGAACAUUUAAGGCGUUUCUCUUCUCCCCUAGAAGGCUGUGUAUAGUCCAUUUCCCAGGUCUGAGAUUUAAAUAUAUUUGUAAUUCUUGUGGUCACUUUGUGUUUUAUUACUUCCUCAUACUUAUGAAUUUUUCCAUGUCUUAAGUCUUUUGAUUUUAGCUUUAUAAAAUCAUCCACUUGUCCCGAAUGACUGCAGCUUUUUUUCAUGCUAUGGCUUCACUAGCCUUAGUUUAAUAAACUGAAUGUUUGGAUUCCUCAUUUACUGUUUACUUUUCAUCAUGGAAGCCUGUCACUGUAGGACAUACUAGAACUUAAUCACUUGAAGCUCAGACCUAUUGGUCUUGAUCAAAUCAAACUAAGAAGACUUUAGAAGAAAUGAGCUAUCAUUUUGCCACAGAACAGCUUAUAAUGAGCAGCUAAUAAUUCAUACACUCUUCUCUCAAUGCAGUGUAUAUUUCCACAAAUCUAAGAAUUGCCCUAUAAACAUAGCAGGAUUUUGAGAGCUUGAAAAUUUUCCAUUAUUCUGGAAGUCAAUUUCUAAAAAUGCCUUAAUAAGGUUAAGUAGUUUAGUAAAUUUUGUCUUUUAAUUUUUGUAAGCGUCAAAGUUGAUUAGAGAGGGGGACACUUUUUUCUGGAUAAGAAUUAUCUUAAUAAACAAAAGACUGUUUAUGGUUUCAGUAGCAGUGUGGUUAUGGAGCCAUAUGUUCAACAAUGCUGCCUGGCAGGCUGGGAACUUGAGAGACUGGUGGAAUUCCAUCUGAGAUGCCUCUGUUGCAAUGAUCAGGCAGCCCAAAUCAUUGAACUCCUAAUUUCCCAGCAGUAGAUAUGUGGCAUUUUAUUGCUCAGGCAAUAACUGGUUUAAUGCUGUUAGUAUCAAAUUGUGAAGUGUUAAUUUUGUCUUAAAACCUUCCAGUAAAUGAAAUGCAACCUAGUUUUAUCACCGUAACUAUCAGCAGGCAUGGAUAAUUAUUUUAACUAUGCUGAUUUUUGAGUUUUGCAGUAUAUUAUGGAAUACAGUCUAGUUAAAUAUCUGGUUUCAGUAUGUCUAAGGAAUAUAGUGAGAGGUUAAUUUCUGCUCAAGUGGUACCACUUAAAGGCAUGUAUUUUAGUACGUAGUACCUUGAGUUUAAAUAGAAUGCAUUUAGGCAUUAUACAAACCUGAACUACUUUUUCCCCACUACAUUAUUGAAAUCAGUGGAGCGACUAGUUUCCCAUUUAGAAAUGUGCACACUAAUACUGAGUUUUACUUUAUUGUGGAUAAUAUUAAGCACUUACUCUGCAGUGUUCUGAAAGUUGUGUCGACUGAAUUGAUACUAUUCAGGAUGGUGGAAUAUCCCCCCAGUACAAAAAUAUAUGUGUUUGGGCUUGCAUAGAUUACUAUGUUUCAUAGUUAAUCUGUCUUUUGCGGUGCUCAUGACGUGUGGGGCACAUGUCGUGUGGGGCACACAGAAGGCAUUGCUGUGGUCAGUCUUUUGGUUUUCUUCUGUAGCCAUUUAUUAGAGUGUUGGUUGGUUAUGAAGAUACUAUUAUCUAUUUGUAAAUCGCUACUUUGUAUUUUAUGCAUGCUCUGUAACUUGAUUUAUUUUUAUUUUUAUUUUAUUUUUUAGUUAUUGAUUUGGAAUAUAUUCACAUUCUAAUAAACAGUUAUAGGGGGACUAUUCUUUAUGUUGUCAGAUUACAUUUUUCCUUUGAGUGCUUUGGAUGCAGCCAUGGAAUAUUUGAUUCUGAUGAGUAAGAGCAUAGGUCCUUGUAUUACAGAGUAAACACUAAAUUGGAGGCAUCAUUGUGUGAAUUCAGCUUUGAUUUUAGACAUACGUUUCAAUUAUGCUUUUCUUGGAAAAAGUAUCACCAAAAACAUUAAGGAAGUAAUCUUUGUACUUUCAUAUGUAACAGUGUCACCAGACCCGGGAAGAGGCUUUUACUCGAAAUCGGUAGUAAAUCUUUCACAAAAUUAUUUAAGAGAAGGAAACUCUAGGUGGUGAAAAUGAGUAACUUUGAAUUUUUAUCAAGUAUAGACUUAAUGUUGCUGUGGGCAUGGUUGGAUCUUGGGAGAAUUCCAAGAACCCUUUAAGUAGUAGUAGAAAAUGUCUUUGAUUGCAUCUUAACAGUGUUUUCAUUCUGAAUAGUAUCUCAGGAGACAAACUGUCUCAAGUAAGAAACAUUAAGUUUUAAAAUAUGACAAUGUAGGGCUCAAGGUAGUUUAGAAGUGUUUUGCUGCUUGACCCUGCUUUUCAGUCAUUUUAACUGAAUUUUUUUUUAACCUAUUCUGAAAAGCCAGUUAGCCAUCUUGACUUGUUUUAAACAUGUCAUUGGUCUCAAGUGCUAUCUAUGAUUUUUCUUUAAUAAUAGUAGUUACAACUCUGUAGGGGUAAGUUAUCAUUAGCCAUUGCAUUGUGUAUGCUAAAUUCUAAUUCUAAGAAGGGGUGCUAGCUGGUGACUUAGGCCAGCGGUUUUAAGUUCUGAAAGGUUCUGCAGAAAAGUUAGACCUCUUGAGUUUAGAUUGUCCAUCAGAGCUUGUCCUAUUUAUUGUAUCAGUGGGAAAAUGGACAUUUUAAUUUUGUCUUCA